UAGCAUAAUAACACAUGAAAGGAUUUAAGAUCAAAAGGCAUCCCCCACACAACAACACACCCGACGAGCUCUCAAAUAACACACGGCUGAAUGAAAUGUAAUAUUGCAUCUGACCGAAUCGACGAGUUUAGUAAAAGACGGUCUUAUUUACCCCAAGAUUCUACGAUUCGUGUAUUUACUGCAGCUCAGUUAUUAAACAUACCUUUUCCCCUACUUUUCCCUGUAAUUCAGGUUUCUGCUGCUGUUGCUGCUGGGGAAAAUUACUAGCUUAUUAUUUUCACUUGGUCCUUCUCCACAGGAAAGUGCUUGCUGCUCCUUCCUGUUCUUGAAAACAUUUCAUCAAGAAGACGGUUACAAAAUUACAAAAUCUAUUAUUUGUGAGUGCAUCAAGUGCUGCAGCAGUGUUCGAAAUUAUUAAACAAAAAUUCGAUGAAUACUAUUACCUAUUACCAAUGAUUAGCCUAGUGUUCUGAUGGCUGCGGUUGCAGACGAUUUUACAGGAUUUGAUUCUAAAAUACUUGAUACACCAUCGCAAUCAAAUAUUAUUUUGGGAGGUUUUGACGAGGAAAGUAGUGACUCGAAAUACACCAGAAUGGACGACGAGAACAUUCAAGACAAGGAGCGAUUUGCAAGCAGGGAAAAUCACUGCGAAAUUGAGCGGCGUCGUCGCAACAAAAUGACUGCAUACAUAACUGAACUUUCGGAUAUGGUGCCCACGUGCAGUGCACUUGCCAGGAAACCAGACAAACUGACCAUCCUAAGAAUGGCUGUGGCCCAUAUGAAAGCAUUACGUGAUGGGGCAGGUUCGAAUAAUCAAACACCGGAUGGAACAUACAAACCGUCUUUUCUUACGGACCAGGAAUUGAAACAUCUUAUUCUUGAAGCGGCGGAUGGCUUCCUCUUCGUCGUGGGAUGCGACACUGGUCGAAUUAUUUACGUCUCUGACUCUGUAACCCCAGUUCUCAAUCAAUCUCAACCAGAGUGGUAUGGCUCCUGUAUUUUUGAUCACUUACAUCCCGAAGAUGUCAGUAAAGUGAGAGAACAGUUGUCAACCCAAGAACCACAAAAUACUGGACGGAUACUUGACUUGAAGACAGGCACUGUAAAAAAGGAAGGGCACCAAUCUUCCAUGAGAUUGUGCAUGGGCUCCAGGCGUGGGUUUAUCUGUAGGAUGAAGGUUGGAAAUGUACAUCACGAAUCAAUGACUGCAGGGCAUUUAAAUCGUCUCCGACGUCGAAAUACACUUGGGCCGUCCAGAGAUGGACUAAAUUAUGCUGUUAUACACUGCACAGGAUACAUAAAAAACUGGCCCCCUUCUGGCGUCAGCAUGGAAAGGCCAGGCGAAGAACCAGAUGCACAUUCUACAUCUCAUUGUUGUUUAGUUGCAAUUGGUAGGUUACAAGUGACUUCAUCUCCAAAUACUGCAGACAUGUCCGCAUCUCAGUCACCCGCCGAAUUUAUUACAAGACAUUCCAUCGACGGUAAAUUCACCUUUGUCGAUCAACGGGUAAUGGGUCUACUGGGCUACACGCCACAAGAACUUUUGGGAAAAUGCUGCUUUGAUUUUUUUCAUCCUGAGGAUCAAACGCACAUGAAAGAGAGCUUUGAACAAGUAUUGAAGCUGAAAGGACAGGUGAUGUCAGUAAUGUAUCGAUGUCGGGCAAAAAACCGAGAGUGGGUCUGGUUAAGAACAUCUGCUUUCGCCUUCAUUAACCCAUUCUCUGAAGACGUCGAAUACAUCGUAUGCACGAAUACAUCUGCCAAAGCACUUCAACAUUCUCAUGAUGGGACAACUCCUGGGGAUAACAACAAUCCAGGCGACCAUACCGUUACUCCGGCGUUUGCGACACAACCAGGCCUCGACUAUUCGAUGCAAAGAUCACCCCGAGAUGCAUUGUACCCUCCGCCUCACAUGGUUUCAUCCCACAUUCAAAGUACGCGAACUGGAAGUGCGAGCAGUUACAGCUACGAGGGUGGUCAAAGCAGUUCACCCAUAAGCUACAAUUCUCCAGCUCAGCCUGCAUCGUCCAAUGCAACUGGAUCUACGGAUUCAACUCCUGGAGGUGUCUUAAAUCGUGUUACGACUAAGGCAACUACGAGUCCCACGCCUGGACAAGUUGCUUGGAGUCAAACAUCACAACAGCAGCACAUUAGACAAUCUGGGUCAGAAGGAUAUCAGCAACAAUAUAAUCAGUUGAGUCCGAACCGAUCUCCUAGUGGUCCAACAUACACACAGUUGAGUGGGGGAUCUGCACGACCCGCCCCUGGUGUAAAUGUCAAUGCACCAGGUCAGCCCAAUUCUUAUCAUCCACCAACUACUGCUCAAGGAAUGUGGCAAUGGCAAGGCCAAGGGGGACCAACAGAUGGAUCACCUUCAACGACUAAUCAAGGUGUUCCCCAACAGCCUGGACCUGGUGGCCAUUCGCAAGGAACCGGUGAAUUACAGGACAUGUUGCAGAUGCUUGAUCCUCACUCUCACACUGGAGCAGCCCCAUUUGAAGAUCUUAACAUGUUCAACACUAACUUUGAAUGAUUCCUUGUAUAUCAACUGAAAAUUAGUAUCCAUAUCUUUUUUUAAGCAUGCGUAAAUAGAUAAUGAACAAGUGGGUAGCAUAUCACUCAGGAUAUCCUCAGCAAAUGUGCACAUAGAGUAGGACAGAUCGUUUAAAUUUUGCAGCUUUUCAGAAUGAUGGAAUGGAAUGAAGUGAAAUUACAAAAUUAGUUAUUACAAAAUAUACUGUUUCUUAUCUGUAUUUAAUGGCGUUUAAUUAUUUUGUCAGUAUGGUUGACUGUAAAUGUGGAAUGUGUUCCUUUUUGAUGUAAAUUGUAUACAAGAAUUAUACAUGCUUGAAUAUGAGCUGAACUUUUAUUAGGGUAGAUUAGAUUUAACUUCAGUUAGUACAGUGGGUCACACGGCUUUGUUGAAUUAUACAUAUGUACAUAUUUAGGACUUGUUAACAAAUAUUAUACUAUAAUAAUAAUACACGUACAACGUAUCAUAAGUCUUAUUUCUUGAAAACACUGGGUUGGUUGGUAAAAAAAGUAAAAAUGUGAAUACUUUCCCCAGUAUUCUAAGGAAAGUUCUCAUUUCUGACUGAUGCGUUUUUAAUGGAAGAUUAUAAUUUUACUUAACAUUUUGUUUCAAAUUUAAGUUUAAAUCGUGUACCAAUUAUAUAAAUAUGUACCAGUCGUAAGAAUUUAAUGUAUGUAGGUAUACAACCUCUUUUUGCAUAUUCUCGCAUUUAGGUUUUUGAAUAGCAUUAAAUUUUUUGAGUAAACUUGUAUGUAAAAUACACAUAUUAUGUAUACUAAAUUUAGUAUUGUGAAUAAACCAAAGGUCAAUCCUAUAUGUAAAGUU
Molecule: messenger RNA, 3358 nt
Organism: Folsomia candida
Lineage: Eukaryota; Metazoa; Arthropoda; Collembola; Entomobryomorpha; Isotomidae
Gene: tgo
Product: aryl hydrocarbon receptor nuclear translocator homolog
Exons: 18
Coding region: 473-2533 (686 amino acids)
Biological process (GO): regulation of transcription by RNA polymerase II
Cellular component (GO): nucleus; cytoplasm; aryl hydrocarbon receptor complex
Molecular function (GO): protein dimerization activity; RNA polymerase II cis-regulatory region sequence-specific DNA binding; DNA-binding transcription factor activity, RNA polymerase II-specific
Source: RefSeq, a predicted model, not a curated record